This is a messenger RNA of Alternaria alternata, 2000 nucleotides long. RefSeq names its product Opi1-domain-containing protein. Bases 124 to 1812 code for a protein of 562 amino acids. Gene Ontology annotation, biological process: phospholipid biosynthetic process; endoplasmic reticulum unfolded protein response; regulation of transcription by RNA polymerase II. The record is from RefSeq and is a predicted model, not a curated record. NCBI's taxonomy places the organism in Eukaryota, Fungi, Ascomycota, Dothideomycetes, Pleosporales, Pleosporaceae. Gene Ontology annotation, molecular function: transcription corepressor activity. The transcript has 2 exons. Gene Ontology annotation, cellular component: endoplasmic reticulum; nucleus.
GCGUAACUCGAAACGACUUCUACCACGAGUCGCAGCGAUACAGUUGGGUGUGGUUUGCGCCCAGACAAACGUGGGGUAGGGCUGGUCGGAUUAUAAACGUCACGCUCCUGCGAAUCUCCUACAAUGGAGCAGGAACGACCACUCCAGCGUGCCCCGCCGCCUGCAUACACACAACACGAGCCCGAAUCGCUGCAUCUCCCUUCGGUACCGACGCAUAUUCCAAGCCAUGUCUCUGAUCACGCAAGGCUACCGGGCAUCAAGUCCCUGGACCUGCCCGACACCAAAGCGCGUCAUACUCCACACAACUCGAUAGAAUUCAGCCCGCGAUCGCAGUACGAUGCGUCGCAAUGGGGCAGGUUGCCAAUGCCAAACCAUGCGACUUUCCCAAGAGCGCCAGAGAGCCUACCGCGUGAGGACAUGGGAAGCCCUAUGGAUACAGCGAGUGUGCGCAGCGAGAACACGAACAGGCGGGAGACAAGUGUCAGUAUGGAUGAUCCCGAUGUAAGGCUGGCAGCCGAGGCGCUCAGUGGACUCGGGAAUCCAGACUUUGUUCGCUCGCCGACAGCACGAUCCCUUACGCUCUCUGCCCGCGAAUCUACAACUGAGCCUCCUGAACCGCUCCUCUCCCUGAUCACGUCGAACCACCCAUGGCUUGGGAGCGGUAUCAACGGCUCUAUCUCAGCCUAUAAUACGACUAAAGGAUACACUCCGCGACUCGUCCAAUACGGCGCUGAGCUCAUCGAGCGCAACAUUGGAUCGCCAAUGGUCAAUACGGUGUCAUCUGUGGGUAGAAGGACAGGCAUGGAGAAGAGUUUGCGACGAUACCUGGGAGACAGACGACCCAGCGACCUCGAGCAAGGUGAUGGCGAGAGUUCCAGAAGUAAGAGGCAAAGGAUUGCUAGUCCGGCAGACGAUGCCAUGGAUGUCGACGACGCGCUUGCGGCAGCGUCACGAACUAGAGGCGGUUCACAAUCAUCAUGCACCGAGUCGCUUCCUGCAUACGAUGAUCAGCGCUCUCCAAACUAUGAAGAGGCAGUCUUCUCUGGACAGAACACGUCGCAAAAAUCGCCAGAACAACGCUCAAACACCCCGCAAGAUCGGCGCGUGAACUGGUCCACGCAGCUUAUCAUGACCACCUCCGGUCUCGGUGUCGCGCUAUCGGAGACAUCCCUACGCUCCUUGAAGCUUUGCCUUGGCCUCCUUCGCGGUGCGACGACUCACAUCGACUCCGUCAUGCGCGCGCUCAAGCUUGUGCUUGAAGAGUACGAAACCGCCCUCAACAAUCAAAGGCAGUCGGGCAGCCAAGAUGAGAAGACGCAACUCAAUGGCAACAUGGCCCAAAUGGGCCUUGCCGACACCGCGGACAAAGACGACCAAGUCCGCAAGAUUGCCGACCGUAUCAAGGCCCUAUCGUCUGAUAUCUGGCAAACGCUGCAAUCCGUCGUUCAAUCGGUUUCCCGCUAUACGGGCGGUGCUCUCCCGCAAAACGCCCAGACAGUCGUUCGCACUCAAUUACUCUCUGUACCUCAGAGAUGGCAGCUCGCGGGUCGCAAUGCGAACAAUGAGCACGCGGGGGGCGAUGAGGUUAGAGGCGCAAACCGCAUGUUGGCGUUUGCUAAGGAAGGAUUGGAUAUGAUGGGUCAGAUUACCACUGUUGUUGAUGGUACGGUACAGAGUGCAGAGAGUUGGCUUGCCCGUAUUGGACGGAGGCCGCAGGGUGAGUCGAGCAGUGCUGGUGGUCAGAGUCAAGAGCGGAGGGAGAAGACGCCAGCUGCACUUGAAGCCGGUAUGCAGGUGGAUGAGAAGAGGUAGGUGUGAGACAUUCAGGCUUUUGGGCGAGUGUCUGGUAUUAAGGAUUGGGAGUAACUGGGUAUGUUAUGAUGAGGAUAGGAAGGGAAGACGAAGAUGUAUGAAUUGGCGAAGACGGACGGAUUGAAACAGGAUGCACUUUUGGACCUACGACUACAACAUACCCAAACAAUAGUUUCCUUGUGUCAGUU